AUGAAAUAUCCAAUCCAUCACUUUCAAACAUUCAAAAAUCAUUUACCACCAAAAUCCUUACAUUCAAUCAACAAAUCCUUUUCCACUUUUUCAUCACAGCAACUUUUUACAAACAAUCACCACCAUUUAAUCAGCUUAAUCUCCACAACUAAAACCCUCAAACACCUUCUUCAGAUACACACACAAUUAAUAACUUCAGGCUUUAUAUACGACAAUUCAACAAACACCCAACUCGUAAAAUCUUACUCUUUUUUCAAAAAACUCAAUCUUUCUAGAUUGGUUUUUAAUAUAACACAAAACCCAAGUGUGAUUUUAUGUAAUACUAUGAUUAAAGCACAUAAUAUGUCAAAACAAUAUCAAGAAUCAAUAUAUGUAUAUGAUAAUAUGAUUAAAAAUAAUGUGCAGCCUGAUAAGUAUACUUACACAUUUGUACUUAAAGCUUGUACUUUGCUUUUAGAUAUCGAAAAGGGUGUUUUGAUUCAUGAAGAGAUUGUUAAAAGAGGGUUGGAAUGCGAUGUUUUUAUUGGAACUGGACUUAUAAAUAUGUAUUGUAAAUGUGGACGCUUGGGUUAUGCACGCCAAGUGUUUGACAAAAUGCCUGAUAGAGAUGUUGUGGUGUGGAAUGCUAUGGUGGGCGGGCUGUCGCAGAGUUCAGAUUUUGGUCAGGCAGUCGAGGUUUUUCGGAGUAUGCAAACGGGUGGUGGGGCCGAGGUGAAUGAUGUUAGUCUGUUGAAUUUGUUUCCAGCUAUAUAUAAGUUGUCGAGUGUUGGGUUAUGUAAGUGUGUCCAUGGGUAUGUGAUUAGAAGGAAUUUUCCGAAUUCUGUUGUAAAUGGAUUGAUUGAUGUGUACUCUAAGUGUAAAAGAGUAGAUAUUGCUUACCAGAUUUUUGAGUCAAUGCCAGAACGGGAUGAUGUUUCUUGGGGUACAAUGAUGGCGGGAUUUGCACUUAAUGGGUGUCAUUACGACGUCCUGGAGUUAUUUGAUCAGAUGAAGAAUAAUCGGUUAAAUGUAAAUAUUGUAUCCAUAGUAAGUGCUUUAUCAGCAGCUGGUGAAACAAGAGUUUUAGAAAAGGGAAAGACAAUUCAUGAAUGUGUCAAGAGAAACAAAUUUGAUUCUGAUAUUCGUGUAUCUACUCCUCUUAUUACAAUGUAUGCAAAAUGCGGUGAGCUAGAAAAGGCUCAAGAUUUAUUUCAUAAACUUCCUGGCAAAGAUAUGGUUGCUUGGUCUGCAGUUAUUGCAGCGUUUGCACAAUCUGGUUAUCAUGAAGAAGCAAUUUCUCUGUUUCGUGAUAUGCAGUAUUCGGGUUUCAAACCAAGUAUGGUAACCAUAGUUGGCGUUCUUCCGGCUUGUGCAGAGUUAUGCUCCAAAGAACUAGGAAAGAGUUUACAUUGUUAUUCAAUUAAACGCGACAUCGACUCUGAUAUCUCCAUAGAAACUUCACUAGUGGCAAUGUAUGCUAAAUGUGAUGAUUUCAGUUCUGCUAUGGUUGUUUUUGAAAGAAUGUCUCGAAAAGAGGUAGUGGCAUGGAAUGCUUUAAUCAAUCGGUAUGCUCAAAUUGGGGAGCCUAAUCUUGCGAUGAAGAUGUUUGGUAGGUUACGAUUGGCUGAGGUGCACCCUGACCCUGGAACCAUUGUGGGAGUGGUUUCAGCAUUGGCUCAUCUAGCCAAUCGUAAAGUUGGAACCAGCAUUCAUGGGUUAGUUAUCAAAUACGGCUUUGAAUUAGAUUGUCAUGUGAACAAUGCUCUUAUUGACAUGUAUGCUAAAACGCAAAGCCUUUGCUCUGCUGAACUGUUAUUCAAUUUAACCAUAAUUAAAGAUCAGGUAGUAUGGAAUGUCAUGAUUAAUGCAUAUAUGCGACAUGGGUACAGUCAAGAAUCAAUUUCUACAUUUCAGCAAAUGAAAUUUGUAGGCUUUCGUCCUAGUUUAGUCACGUUUGUGAGCAUACUUCCUGCAGCGGCUAAUUUGGCAGCCAUAAAAGAAGGCACUUCUUUGCAUGCUGCCAUCAUCCGUAUGGGUUUUCUUUCUCAUACCAUUAUCGGGAACAGUUUAAUUGACAUGUAUUCAAAAUGUGGGCGCGUUGAUUUAGCAGAGGCUGUUUUUAACGGUAUCGAGUAUAAAGAUACAGUCUCUUGGAAUGUGAUGCUCUCUGGAUACUCAUUAAACGGAAGUGGGGAUUGUGCGUUUGGUUUCUUCAGACUUAUGCAAGAUAAUCUUGUCGAAUUUGAUCCUGUGUCCUUUCUAAGCGUGUUAUCUGCUUGUAGACAUGCUGGUCUAGUUAAUGAGGGAAAGAGUGUGUUUUACUCGAUGAAAGAAAAACACAAUAUUGACCCAAAGUUAGAACACUAUGCUUGUAUGGUGGAUUUGUUAGGAAGGUCUGGUUUGUUUGAUGAGACUUUAGAGUUGAUUGAGUCGAUGCCAAUGGAAGCUGAUGCCGGAGUUUGGGGUGGUUUGUUGGGUGCAUGUCAGAUGCAUAGUAAUGUGAAGCUAGCAGAGUUAGCAUUAGAAAAACUUGUAAAGCUAGAGUCAGAAAGCCAAGCUCACUAUGUGGUAGUAUCAGGUAUCUAUGCUCAAUUGGGUAGAUGGGCUGAUGCAAGAAGGUUGAGAAUGAAGAUGAUGGAUAUAGGGGCCAAGAGAACUCCUGGGUGUAGUUGGGUUAAUGAAAAACGAGAUGUAUGUAUGUGAGCACCAGCUUUACAUGUUGGAGGUCUCGAGUUCGAGACAUGGGAAAGACAUUUAAAGGAAUUUCACCAAAAAGUCCUUCAGUGAAGCAGGUUUGAGUUGUGCAAAGGGGGCAUGGUUUUAUCUCAAUUUAAUGUCGUGCCUUUGGGAGGUUUAAUUGGAGGUUUCUCCUCCUACAAGGUAUUGAGGGUGAGGGGGCUCUUUAGCGAGGACCUGGUUAAGACAACGUAAGUUAGAUCCCCUGUUGCAAGCAAUUGAUCCACACAUUUCAAAAUAUGUAUGUAGGAGGAUCAGGUAUAUAACCAACAAAAAAUACAAUACAAUAUGUAUGUAUGUAUGUAUGUCAUAAUCGUUCAUAUCAUGCAAUUAAUUAGAUUUUAGUGAACGAAAUAUUACUUUUUCUGUUAACGUAGAAUAAAUUUAUCCACUAUAUCUUAUGUAUAGAUUUAAUAUAAUUAUUGGAGCAAGG
Erigeron canadensis is the source of this 3148-nucleotide messenger RNA. Its product is annotated as pentatricopeptide repeat-containing protein At2g39620. Gene Ontology annotation, molecular function: RNA binding; protein binding. The record is from RefSeq and is a predicted model, not a curated record. Gene Ontology annotation, biological process: RNA modification. The coding region runs from base 1 to 2682 and encodes 893 amino acids. The transcript has a single exon. NCBI's taxonomy places the organism in Eukaryota, Viridiplantae, Streptophyta, Magnoliopsida, Asterales, Asteraceae.